Molecule: messenger RNA, 2972 nt
Organism: Lepisosteus oculatus (spotted gar)
Lineage: Eukaryota; Metazoa; Chordata; Actinopteri; Semionotiformes; Lepisosteidae
Gene: piga
Product: phosphatidylinositol glycan anchor biosynthesis, class A
Biological process (GO): GPI anchor biosynthetic process
Cellular component (GO): glycosylphosphatidylinositol-N-acetylglucosaminyltransferase (GPI-GnT) complex
Molecular function (GO): phosphatidylinositol N-acetylglucosaminyltransferase activity
Source: RefSeq, a predicted model, not a curated record
CACGGAAAUGCUCAUUGAAAACGAAAACGAACAUGCACUUCUGCUUAAUAAGAAAGCCUGUCUUUGUACUAAAAUAAUUAAAAAGCUGUGUAGUCCUAGGAAGCAACUGAUACGUAACCCAUCGUUACAUAUAAGGUGUGCAUUUGAGCUGAGGAGUACAAAUCUAAACCUGCAUAGAUGCAUCUCUUGAAUUGAAUUUUGAACUAUGAAGCUGGAACAGAGAAUAGGAAGGAGCUCAGAGGGCCCCAAAAUUAGCAGGCUCUUGGAUGACAUUGGACUCAAUCACCUGGAUCAUCCUCACCGCAAGCACAAUGUAUGCAUGGUGUCUGAUUUCUUUUACCCCAAUAUGGGAGGAGUUGAAAGCCACAUUUAUCAACUAUCACAAUGCUUAAUUGAAAAAGGACACAAGGUUAUAAUUGUGACUCAUGCUUACAGGAACAGAAAAGGUGUGAGGUACCUCACUAAUGGACUGAAGGUUUACUAUUUACCUCUGCAGGUAAUGUACAAUCAGUCCACAGCAACAACAUGUUUCCACAGUCUGCCUCUGCUCAGGUGCAUCUUUGUACGAGAAAGGAUCACGAUUGUCCAUUCCCACAGUUCAUUUUCAGCCAUGGCUCAUGAUUCUUUGUUUCACGCCAAGACAAUGGGACUGCACACAGUUUUCACAGACCACUCCCUUUUUGGCUUUGCAGACGUGAGCUCGGUGCUGACCAAUAAGCUGCUCACUGUGUCGCUCUGUGACACAAACCACAUCAUCUGUGUGUCAUUCACAAGCAAAGAGAACACUGUCCUAAGAGCUGCACUGGAUCCUGAGAUAGUGUCUGUAAUUCCAAAUGCUGUUGAUCCCACUGACUUCACUCCAGAUCCAUCCCAGAGGGAUGACACCAAGAUUACCAUUGUGGUAGUAAGCCGGCUUGUUUAUAGGAAGGGGAUUGAUUUGCUUGGUGGCAUAAUUCCAGAGCUGUGCCUGAAACAUCCAGAUUUGUAUUUCCUCAUUGGUGGUGAGGGACCUAAAAGAAUUGUCCUAGAAGAAGUCAGAGAAAAGUACCAGCUUCAUGAUAGGGUUCGUCUGUUAGGAGCCUUGGAGCACAGGGAUGUUAGAAAGGUUUUGAUUCAGGGUCAUAUUUUUCUAAACACAUCUCUAACAGAGGCCUUCUGCAUGGCCAUUGUAGAGGGUGCCAGCUGUGGUCUGCAGGUUGUUAGCACAAGAGUGGGAGGAAUCCCGGAGGUGCUGCCUGAAGACCUGAUUACGCUAUGUGAGCCCACUGUGAAAUCAUUAUGUGACGGCUUGGAGAUGGUCAUCGCUAAGCAGAGGGCAGGGAAUGUGCCACCACCUGCUGCCAUUCACAACCGGGUUCGGACUCUCUACACUUGGAGGAACGUUGCAGAGCGGACUGAAAAGGUUUACGAUAGAGUGGCCAAAGAAGUGGUCUUGCCUUUGGACAAGCGUCUCCAGAGACUCAUGGCCCACUGCGGUCCAGUAGCAGGUUCAAUUUUUGCGUUUGUUGCUGUGCUGGACUUCCUGCUCCUCCUGUUUUUAAGUUGGCUUGUCCCAGAUUAUGUUAUAGACAUUGCAGUUGAUGCUUCUGGUCCCCAUGGAAUUUGGAAAAACAAGCACAGCAGAAAAGGAGAAGACUGAGACAAAAAUAACAGAAGGGCUCCUCAGCAGAAAGCAGCAGCAACUGAAUUCAUACUUAUAAAAAAUAUUAAAAGGCCAUAUUUGUCUGAUGCAAUUCUCAUAUUAGUUUACAAGUUUAAAUUUUAUUGGCAGUGCUAAUGGUUUCAUCUUACACGAUUUGUUUCUGUUUCUGCCUUUGAUUUGUUUCCUCAGGUAUUUUGUCUGGGUUUUUCUAUAGAUUUUAAAAUUUUGUCUGACACUUCUUUUACAGGGGCCUUUUGCAUUUUUCAUUGUUUAUUUAUAUCGAUCAUGCUUGAUCAUUGCCAUGUCAAGCAUAGAGUUAAGUACUGCAAAUUCCAGAGAAGCACAUUUUUGUGAAUAAGCCAUUUUUCUGUUGGUGGACACUGUCUUGUCAGUUAUGUGAUUUCACAACUUAGGACUGCUGUUCGUCUCUGCUUGGUUUUUAAUGCGGUACUCUAGAGCUCCAAACAUAACAUCAAAAGCUACUAGCCUAAUGUGUAAUAAAACCAUUAAAGUGAGUGGCAAUGAGUUACAUGAAGUUGAAGCAAUUGUCCAGUGUACUACAAGUGAGGAGUGUAUACAGGUGAAACCUUUCUGCUCACUCUCCUGUUCUUUUAUUAAACUUUUGUCUUCCACAAAGUGUGUGCAGAGAUGAGUGUUUUAGAAUAGGAUGAUUUCUUUGAACAGUCUCUGGAGGAGCAUAACACAAGCUCAAUAUGCACAUCUUCAUGAGAAAAUGUGUUGAGCUCAACAUUUCCACCAGAAGGAGACUUGCAGCAAGUUCAUAAUUCAAUGAGUUGUGUAAGCUGCGGAUGGGAACUGGGGUCUCGGUCAAUUGACAUACUUACAAAAUUUGUCAAAUGGCUUUUAGCACUGGUAUUAUACAGUUGUGUGUUAUUGUUGCAUAGAUAGGGAGAGUUGAGACUUUCAAACUAGUAAUGCUUCAUGUAUUAACAUAAAACUUUUACUUUUACAUACUUUUCUUAGUGCUACAGAUAAUUAUAAACACAUUUAACAAUUGUUAACCAUUCCAUAAUGAUUAUACUAUGAGUAUAAUUUAUGAUGUAAAAAUGCUAACUAAGGGCUAACAACAUCUUGUACGGUAGCUUAUUUCUGUAUGUGAAAAUUACUUAAAUGCAUUUUACACCCACAAAAAUAUGACAAUAUGCAACAAUGAACAGUUAAGUUUUUGUCAUUCUCUUUUCCCUAUAAAAAACUUAAUUUUCGUGACUGAGAGUAAAAACGAAUUGUGAAGAAGAAUUUCACUUCGUGAUAUCUGAAAUGUAUUUUGAUUCAUGUAAACCUGCCAGUAUAAAGCAAGUUAGAAUUCUCA